This is a messenger RNA of Rhopilema esculentum, 7335 nucleotides long. RefSeq lists its product as uncharacterized. The record is from RefSeq and is a predicted model, not a curated record. Lineage: Eukaryota; Metazoa; Cnidaria; Scyphozoa; Rhizostomeae; Rhizostomatidae.
UUCCAAACAUUGUUUCCAAAUCAAAUGAAUGGGACCGAGGCUCAUUAAUGGCCACUUGCCACCCAAACAGAAGACAUGCACUGAUCCAUGGAGAUGAAGACCUGACUGUGGUUUAGUUUUAUCAGUCUAUCAGCUGCUCAUCACACAACGAUGGAAUCGGUAUGGGAGUCAAAGUUUACUGCCUUGAAAAAGCAAUGUAUUGAUGUUGAGAAGAACAAUCUGAAGCUCAUGAAUAGAAUAUACCAUAUCAAGAAGAUGACAAAACGAGCUCAAAAGGAAAGGAGGGCGAUUAUGGACCGACUGGAUAUGCACAAUGAUAAUUUUCGAUACUUUGACCUGUAUUUUGAGGCCGAUGUCUUGAAGGAAAAUGCCGCGGUAAAGCCACAGAAGAGAUACGCCAGAAUGUAUGAAAGUUCAAGGGGAAGCUCUGCAAAGCGUUUGGGUCAGGAUAUGGCAUCUGAGUUCAAAGAUGUUGAGAUGACUCAGGAAGAAAGAGUUGCUCCACGGCGGGGCCUAGUACUGUCCCCAAAUUUAACCUCGUUUACAGACAAUUCCGAUUUGCAGAGUAACAUUUCGCUGCCACAGAUACCGUCACCAACGUUAGCAGAUGUCGACCAUCCGUUCGGUAUGGCCACUAUUCCAUCGCCUUCGUUCCGAUAGUUGAGAGGAACCUCUCACAAUUUGAAUCAGACUGAUACACAUAGAAACAGGCUAAUGCUCGGUCCUUUUGUGGUCGAGGUGACAUGGGUACAAUGUUGAUGACUAUAAGGAAGGACCUGAUCAUAAUUUUCUUGUUGUAAUUAUUGGCAUGUACACGUUUGUAGCUUCUUGCUAUCAACAAUGCCUGCCAAAAUUACCUGGAACUCCAAGAGAUUUGCGUUAAAUUUUUUUGUAUUUUUCAUUUCUUUCCCCAAAUAUAACUACUUUCGCCCCCUUUCCCCAAAUCCAAUGUUGGCAGUUCAGGCAAAUAUCAAGAAUUUUGCAGGGAUUGUAGAGCAUAUACAAACUUUAAGAAAUUGUUAAUCGUCAGCCAGCAGUAUGUCUUGAUUCAUCCCGUGGAAAUUCAACGACGGUUUCCUCAAUUCACGAUCCCUUUUAUACUGCAAGUCAAGGUUUAACCAAUGAAAACCAAGAAAUGGAAAAGACGAAAUACAUACAGCUUUAAUGGCAGCUCUUUCCAUUGCAACCAUCCUGUGGCAAAAUACCUUGUUUUAAUAUUUGACGAUGAUUCUUCCCAUCGUCGAGCUUUUAUGUUCAAUUAGAGAAAAAAAAUUCCCAGGCACGGGAUACAUGAAUGACUUUUAUGCCUCCCAAGAUUCAACCUUUAGUAUGUCAACAGAGAGUCGAAUUUAUGUCUGACGCAGCCAUUAAAUGGGCUUGUUGUUGUUUAUUUGCUUUCAUAUUAAUAGCUAACAGUAAACUGUAUACUAAAUUAACUAAACCAAAUCAAGCAAUGUCAAAAUGUAUACGAAAGUUAUAAUUGAAUGAAAUUAAAACUACUCUUUAUUCACAUUCAUUAGGCGUUAGAUUCAUAAAAAAUCUUAAGUAUUUCAAGUUUUCAGCGAAUUCCGUUUUGUUUGGUAGGCCAUUCCAUAUUUGAAGCCUAGCGAACCAAAAGUUACUUGAUUUGGUCCUACAUGCUUUAAGUCGUAAGGAUUUCUGGAAACUAGUGCAAAGAUCCUAAGUGUAAAGAAAAUUUUUAUAAAUAGUGGAAAUAGAUUGUCAACUGUUUCUUAGAUUACAUUACAAAGAGUUCUCUGGUGCGAGACUUGUAUUGUAAAUGUAUCUUCCUGACUUUUUGAGUAAAUCAUUAAAUAUGCUCUGAUGAUCGUUGGAAAGAAAUCUUAGUGCAGGCUCUUGUACUUUUGCAAUUUUCUGAAGCGACUUUCAGGAAGAAAACACACAAAACAAAAGAACCAUAGUUAAGUUAGAGUAAACAAAGCUUUUUACUAGGGCCUUUAAGUGCUCAAGUCCAUUAUAUGAUCGUAACGUUUUUAGAACAUUUAGUUCUGUUGCAGCUUUUUUGCUAAGAUCCAAUGUUACACCUAAAAGUUUUUACAUUUUCUUUUUAAAUUUAUUUCACAAGCCUGUGAAACUCCUGAUAAAACAUUUUUCAAGGAAUUGUUAAUUGUUUAUCCGGACACAAUGUUUUCAAAGUAGGAAUAGAUACGCAUUUUCAUCAGAAUCAUAUUUAUCGAAUUUUACUAUGAGUAGGUCAUGUGGAAUACAGCCAAACGCUUUAUAACAGAAAUCCACGAAAAUAUCCCCUACAGCAAAGUCCUCAUCUAGCUUUUUUCUCCAGUCCCUUUGGAGCUUUUGACCUUCAACUAAAGCCGGUUUAUCUUGGCACAGUGUGGGUCUCACCUUGCUUAAUAAAGCCUUAAUACGAGUAUGCUGUUCAUUUUAAAUAAUAAUUGUCAUUAUUAGUAAAGAAAAUAAUUAUACUACGCAGUUAUAACGGAGAUAAACGUUAUUGUCGAUAUUCAAACCCUUAAAUGGUACAAAAGCCAGUAUUAGCUUUGGCAAGUACCCCAUUAAUGCUCUAACAAUUCACGCUAUAGUUGUGGGAGAACAGAUAGCAAGGAAACAGCUUGAAUAGGAGUUGCAUUAAUUUGUAAAUCACAAUACUACAUGAUAAAAACAUUUUAGCAUUUAUUACAUACAACGUGUAUUGACUUGCAUGAAUGCUCAUUGGAACCCUGUGUUAUCAAAGUGGCCCUUAUCAAUUUAAGUUGAUCGAUUUAGUGGAAAAGAUAAAGUGAGAUGGCUGCAAUUUGGGACAAAUAAAAACAAAUAUACGAGGGGACAUAUUAGAGGGGAAAUAAGAAGAAACUAAUACGAAACUAAGGGUGAAGGGCCAAUUUCUACUAAAUUUAAAAUAAAAAAUUUAAAAAACAAAACAAUUCUAUUCAUUUACUGAUACUAAAACCAUGAAUUGGAUGGAAGAAAUGAAAAUGUACGUUAUACACAGUUAAAUAUUUACAUCAUAUUGUCACAUUUUACACAAUAAGUUUACCUAUGUACUAUUUCUUGACUAUAUGAACUACAUACCUACCUCCUACUCAAUCUUUCACGUAUUGGGUUUAGUAGCUGGAGUAUCAACCCAGGGUAUAGUUGUGACAUUCCCAUAGAAAUACUCUUGAAUCGGGGUAACUAGUGAUAAUCCUGUCACUACAGUAUAUCAAAUAUUGUCCCCAGUAGUCGUGCGAGUAACCUAAAGCUCCACUAUAAUUAACCCACGUCAUUACGAUUAGUAGCACGGAAACCAGCAGCAGGUCAGCCGUAAUGAAGGACUGGCUUGUUGCCACUUGGAUAACAUCAGUAAAAAUGAAUACCAUUUGAAAGAACUCCUAAAGGCAGUUGCCUUUGAAGCUUGUUAACCCGGCAGGUAAUUAAGGAAGAAUAUUUACAGAACGCCUGUUCAAGCAAUCGACAUUAGAAGGUUUACAACGAAAAGGCUGAACUGAUGCACAUCCGCUGGAAAAUCCCUAAAUAUUGAUAUCAUUCUAACAACCAAAUGCUGUUAUACAGCUCCUUUUGUUCCUAGUGUUGCGGGUCAGCACUGACUAAUGAUUCAGAGCUAUAAAACCAAAAAUUUUACAAUUUAAAAUGAUUCAGCACUUAGAAAAUUCCUCCACCGGAGUCUCUCCGUUUUCUAAAUUCGUACCUAUUGGAGAACUGGAAUUAAGUAACUGCACUCGCUCUGCAGUUACCACGGUAUCAAACUCCAUUUUCUUCUUUUUCCGCGUGGUACAAUUAAGUAUCGACGGGGAAUUGUUCACUGAAUCUUUUGGCGUGCCUCUAGGCGUCCCGCUUAGACCACUGGUAAGGAGCUUAGCACGGAGACUGGGAGAGUUGCGUAGCAACGCCAUCGAGAACUGACUACCAAUUUUUGCAUUGUGACAUUUGGGCUUGUCGUCUUCCGUCCCUCUGGUUCGCUUAAGAGACUCAUCGGCAUCAAGGAGCCAGUAGGUGGUGACACUGCCUUUACCCUGCGGCAAAAGAGACAAACAGCGUGACCCGAAAUCAAGGCGCUCUGGGGGCAGACUUUUUGGCAUUUGUCAUUAAAAGAAGGCAAUGUUAAAACACUGCAAAAAUAUGGUUUCCAAUACUACUUUGGUUUUGUGUAGCCCUCCCACCUUUAUUCACCGUUAAACUCUGCAGAUGAAUUCCAGUUGCAAAGGAAACAAAGAACAGAUGCACUUUGAAUUGCAUUGAUACCUAUUUCUUUAGACUUCAUAAAAAGGGGAGGAUCAUCAAUUGCCCAAAAACUGUGAACAUGCCUUAAGUGUAACAGGUUCGGGUCAAAUAAAGUGUUCUUCGUUUUCUAUAAGUGCAAAGUUGAAAACUCACCUUGAGGAAAACUUCGCCCCUCUCUUCAAGUUGAAAGCCACCUAAGGCAAGCAAUGCCUUCCCAGUUGAUGCACUUAUAUGUAUUUUGAGCGCUACAGAACAGAAGAGUAGGGUAUCAACAUCCGUGAAUCGCUUGGACACAAAAAAAUAGUUAAAAAAUUCACAAACCAGGUUCGGGUUUGCUCGUCCAUGAACAUCUCAUAAAUAUUUCAGAUGAAAUAAAUUAUUCCCAAAAGAAAGAGUGAAAAGCUUGAUGUAUUGAAUUAUCUAUCAUUUGUUUUCCUUCAGAGUAAGCAUUUUUACUGUAAAUGCCGUUAAGGAGCUCUUCGAGAAAAAGAGAUGAACAAUAAUCCCCAUCAUUAAUUGCAGAAUCUUAUGCAAAAGCUUUAUGAAAGCAAAACACCAAGAGCAGACAAUGGAGGGCCAGGUGAAAAAAUGGAAUGAAUUCUUUUCAUCAGAAGCAAUCUGAUGAAACAAGAUACUUACGAACUCCAGUUGUUUCCAUCCUUGAUGACGUAUUGACAGUAUCCCCAAACAGACAAUACCUUGGCAUAACUGUGCCUACCACCCCAGCGACUACAGGGCCUGCAGCGAGAAGCAAAUAAACUUAAAAACAUAUUUUUUUAUUAUUCAUAGAAAUUAAGACCAAUACAAUUUUACAUUGUUUAUACACCCUAAUUACUGUACUAACGAUACCAUGAAGAGCGAAAGACAAUGACUACCCUAUGUCCGAUACAUAAAACGCACAGCAUUAAACGAAGAUAGAAAGAUAUAUAACUAAAACUAGGUAAACUAAUUACGGAUACAGAGUAAACAGACAAAAAGUAGAUGCUAAUGUAUAGGAGUGUGCAGCAAUGGAAUAUUUAAAGGCGUUCUGAAGCAUGAAUGAAUUUGAGCGUUGCCUGAAGUAGCUUCUUAUUUGUGUCCAUGGUUAAACGCUCAUCACCAUACAAUAUAAAUUAGAAUAAAACUUCAUUUGAAAGAGACGAAAAUUCACGAGGGAGCAAUAUUGCCGAGAUGACUGACCCUGGUACCAGGGGCGAACUAUUGUUACUGAUUAAAAGUUGAAAACUCAUAUUUGAGCCCAACACUAAUACCCGCACAAUACGUUGUGCAGUACGUUUUGAGGCUGCUCGCAAAAGGGCCACCCAUCUCUUCAAUCGGUAACAAAAAAUCACUGCAUUUCAUCCCUAUGAACACUGCCGGCCCUCUUUCCAGUUAGAAGGCAGUCCUCUAUCCAGCAAGAGGGAUCUAGACCUUCAAGACUGGCUUUCACUGCUUCUAAUCGCAAUCUAAAUAUUUGUAUUUUCCUACUUAUACUGAGAUUAGGAGAAAGGAAAUCAGCCAUCUCUUGUAGAAAGGCAUGCAUUAGUGAGGCCGCCAAAUAACUAGUUUUCGAUAUUUUCAAAUUGACGGAAACGUACAAAAGCUACAGAGACCUAAAAUUUGUCAAGGAUAACUCGGAACCGCAAGAAAAGACGGCUGAUUUGGGAAAUUUUAACAAUAUGAGUCUAAUAGUCGUCAAAAGGACGCCAAGAAGUGUGGAGAAUGAAACUUGGGCAGAUGUUGAUCUAACUGUAUAAGAGGAGUACCUGUAUGAACACCAACUCUUAGAUUUAGUUUGUAGCCUGGUUUAUGCCGAAUUGUAAAGUCUUUAACUUCGGAUAAAAUGUUCAGCGACAUCAAUGCGAUUUCCUUCGCGUGUUGCUGUCCAUUUCUAAUUGGGAGGCCAGAUGCAACCAUGUAUGCGUCUCCUAUCGUCUCAACCUUCAACAAAAUAAUCCAAUGGAUAAAUUAAAAAAGUCGCGUAACAAGACGGUGCGCAAGAUUUCAUUCAUUCAUUCAUUCAUUCAUUCAUUCAUUCAUUCAUUCAUUCAUUCAUUCAUUCAUUCAUUCAUUCAUUCAUUCAUUCAUUCGUUCGUUCGUUCGUUGAGUUAAUUAAUAUUUCAUUAAUCUAUUUGGUAAGAGUGCCUUCCAGCAGCAAUUGUUUGCGCUAAGCGAAAGCUCGACAAAUAGAAGUAUUCUGGAUUUGUUGUGAAAAGUGACAUACAGGAAAAGUUCAAAGAUUAUAACUGACCUUGUAUACAUCGUACACUUUGAUCACGUCAUCAAAUAGAGUGUACAGGUCGUUCAAAAUAUUCACAACCUGGAGAGAAGACAAUUUUAUCAAUAAUAAAAAGCGGGGGGAUACAGAAGAGAAGGCGCCAAAGUUUCCUACAAAAAUAUUGCUGUUCUACUCUUUCAUUAUAAGUGCAAAGUCCAAAUAGAAUCAAAAUGCCAAGUGUUGAUUGAUAUAAUCGAAAAUUCGCAAUUGAUAUAAUUUAAAAUGUGCAAAAACAAGCAUCAAAAACAUCUGCAUGGCUAUUUGUUCAUCCAAAGUCACUAGGACUUUGUUUUGUUUCAACAAGUGCAAGCAAAUGUCAUUAUUUUUGAAGCAUUGGAUAAAAACCGCUUAAUGUCGAAAAGACAUGUGCUACGACUCACACCUUACAUUCUUGCCAAAAUGUUACGUUUAAGUUGAAAACCAGUGAAGUCUCAAAUCACUUUCAGGGAACUCAACAGGCACGUUUCUUUUACCGAAUUGGUAUCUGAUAGAGAAUACGCGCUUGAGCAAGAAUCUAUCCAGUUUCCAUGGAAAUAAAAGACCACAAAACCACCUUAAACGCUGAAGGAAAAACGUUUAAACGAAACAAUUCGUAUAAAAAUGAGUUUAGCUCGUUGGAUUCAAACCUGCAUAGGGGUGCAUUCGGCACAGAGUGACGUAAAACCGACAAUAUCACUGAAGUAUAUCGUCACAUCGCUGAAAUGCUCAGCUUCGACAGCCUUGCCCUUUUUCAGCUGCUUAGCAACAGUAAUAGGCAGCAUUCUCUCCAAUAGCGCCUCCGUUUUCCGCUUCUCUUCCAUUAAUUCACCAGUUUUACAUUCAACAACCUCCUCCAGGUUUUCAGUAUACCGCUCCAUCAUAUAAAUCAUAUUGUCAAA